AUGGGUUGGAUCUUCAAAAUCAACCAGUUUUUUGACUAUCAUCAAACCCCUGAUGAGGAACGUCUCACUGUUGCAUCCUUUUACAUGGAAGGUCCUGCACUAAGCUGGUACCAAUACAUGUUCCGCAACGGCCUCGUCACCACCUGGUUUGAACUAUUGCAGUCCCUUGAAACUCGUUUUGCCCCUAGCUACUACGACGAUCCCAGCCAAACUCUUUUCAAACUCACCCAACGAGGCACCCUCAACCAGUACCUUACAGACUUUGAACUACAAGCAUUACAAUCCCACAAUCUCUCCCAAGCCACCGCUUUAGCCAAGAUUCAGGAAGAUAAGAUCGAUGAACGCCGCCGCGGCUUCAAACCCAAACCUGCUGUGCACAACGCCCAAUCUUCCACCGCCCUUACAACCACCACCCCGCAACCCACCACCACCACCACCCAACCACGUUUGCAGUACCGCAAAUUUUCCUCAGAGGAGAUGGUUUCCCGCCGUGAAAAAGGCCUCUGCUACAAUUGCGAAGAGACUUUUAUUCCCGGACACAAAUGUAAAGGACGCUUCUUCCUUCUUGUCUCCGACGACUCUGACACCGAACCACCAGAUCCCAUUCAAACCCUAACUCCACAAAUUGAGCUAGCUUCUCAUUCCACCACCGAUUCCCAAUCGGAUGGACAAAUUAGUUUUCACGCGCUCUCCGGCUCCUCUGCUACAGCCACAAUCCGCAUCAUUGGACAAAUCGUGAAUCAGGCUGUUACAGUGCUCAUUGACGGCGGAAGUACUCACAACUUCAUCCAGAGUCGUGUUGCGAAAUUUCUGAAUUUACCAUCUUCCCUUGUUAACACUCUUAAGGUCAUGGUUGGCAACGGUCACCUCUUGGAAUGUCAAAAACUUUGUGCUAACGUGGCGUUGACUCUCCAAUCACACCCAUUCACCGUCGAUUUCUAUGUCCUUCCUCUUAGUGGGGCGGAUGUUGUUCUUGGGGCCCCAUGGCUCAAGUCCUUGGGCCCAGUUAUUAUGGACUAUUCAGCUUUCACCCUCUCUUUCACUUUCAACACCCACCAAAUCACCCUCAAAGCAGAUGCCAACAUUGGCCCAACAUCAAUUUCGGCCCAACAACUUAAGCGUUGCGUCCAGACCAACUCAGCUUCUGAGUUUUUUCAUAUCCAAAUACUCCAACCCAAUCCUCUACCCGACCCACACCAUAUCCCUGUUAUCACCAAACUAAUUACCCAAAACUCUUCAAUCUUUGACCCUAAUCCUAUGCUUCCCCCACCGCGCAAUUCUGACCACCAUAUCACUCUCCAACCAUCUUCCUCCCCCGUAUCAGUCAAACCCUACCGUUAUCCCUUUUCACAAAAAAAUGAAAUAGAAAAACAAGUCACCGAGAUGUUACAACACCAACUCAUACGCCCCAGCCACAGCCCCUUCUCUUCUCCAGUUCUUCUUGUUAAGAAGAAAGACGGAACAUGGCGAUUCUGCGUAGACUACAGAGCUCUUAACGCAAUCACCAUACGCGACCGCUUCCCAAUGCCCACCAUAGAUGAACUGCUUGACGAAUUAGGUGGUGCUUCAUGGUUUUCUAAACUCGAUUUACGGUAA
Molecule: messenger RNA, 1596 nt
Organism: Vicia villosa (hairy vetch)
Lineage: Eukaryota; Viridiplantae; Streptophyta; Magnoliopsida; Fabales; Fabaceae
Exons: 2
Coding region: 1-1596 (531 amino acids)
Source: RefSeq, a predicted model, not a curated record